Molecule: messenger RNA, 689 nt
Organism: Hermetia illucens (black soldier fly)
Lineage: Eukaryota; Metazoa; Arthropoda; Insecta; Diptera; Stratiomyidae
Gene: CSN8
Product: COP9 signalosome complex subunit 8
Exons: 4
Coding region: 105-668 (187 amino acids)
Biological process (GO): COP9 signalosome assembly; protein deneddylation
Cellular component (GO): COP9 signalosome
Source: RefSeq, a predicted model, not a curated record
GCGGUUUAACUUACAGUGACAGCUCUUUGACGUCUCUUUUGUCACAAAUUUACUGCCAAGCUCCGUAGUACCGGUCUAUUUCAAUAGUUGUUGACAAAAAAGAAAUGUUCGCCGAAAAAGUGCAACAGCUAAUACAAUUGCUUGAAAAACAGGAAUUAGAGGCUGAAAACGGCAUAGUCAGUCCACAGCUGUAUCUCGAGCUGUUUGCUGCGUAUUUGUAUCAAAAUGAUCUAUGUAACGCAAGGUUUCUUUGGAAGCGAAUACCCCAGAAUGUAAAGAGUGGUAACGCGGAACUCACUAGGAUUCACAACGUAUAUUUGGCCCUCUGGAACAACAAUAGUCCCGAAUUUUUCAAGGCGAUUGAAUACGAAUGGUCCAGCAACAUUGCGGAACUAAUUUUCGAAUUAAAAGAAAAAGUGAAGCAGGAAACAUUGGAUCUGAUUGGGAUGGCGUAUAGUUCUAUUUUCGAGAAUGUGCUUAUAGAGAUGGCUAACAUUACGCCCGACAAAGUGACAGAAGUAUGCAGCCAGCUGGACUGGAAGGUCGAAAACGGCAAUUUCCCACGUCUCAUUAUCCCCAAACGUCGCCCUGUAGAACAGAAGAUCACGACCACCUCUGAAGAUCAGCUUUUCAUUUUAACUGAUUUCGUUUCGUUUUUGGAAAAUUAAAGUUUUGUACAUAAAAUUUAA